CCACCUCUUUCCCUUCUUUUCUCGGUUCAAAAUCGAUGGUGAGCUUCGAGAACGUAAGCAAAGUGGAGCCUAGAGAAGGGCCGUCGUUUUUCCAAGCGGCAGUUGACAAUGAAGAAAACGGCGGCGGCGGAGACGACGACGACGAAGGUUGCUUUCACCAACCGGGAAAGAAACGGCGGCUGACGGCGAACCAAGUUGAGUUUCUGGAGAAAAACUUUGAUCGAGAAAACAAGCUGGAACCGGAGAGGAAAAUCCAGCUGGCUAAAGAACUGGGGUUGGAGCCUCGCCAAGUUGCAAUCUGGUUUCAGAACCGGAGGGCUCGUUACAAGACCAAACAGCUGGAGAAGGACUAUGACGCUUUGAAGGCCAGCUAUGAUAGCCUAAAGUGUGACUACGACAAUCUCCUAAAAGAGAGUGAAACUUUGAAAAAUGAGGUUAAUUCCUUGAAGGAAAAGUUGAUUACCAAAGAGAAAGGGAAGCAAAACAUGGAGUUGGAAAAUGCAAUUAGUUCAUCACUUGAAGAGCCUCCUGAAAACCCAAUUGUGAAGACAGAUUCUGAAACUCUGUCCAAUGUGCCAAAUGUGGUGUGCAAACAGGAAGACGCAAGUUCGGCCAAGAGUGACGUUUUGGACUCGGAUGAUAGCCCGCAUUACGCGGAGAACUUCUCUUCAUUCUUAGAGCCCGCGGAUUCGUCUCAUGUGUUUGAGCCAGAGCAGUCGGAUUUUUCGCAAGACGAGGAAGACGAGAUGAUCAUGAGGAAGAGCUUUUUGCCUUCGCCAUUCUUGCCAAAGCUCGAAGCUUAUUGUUAUGAUGACCCGUGUGCGAGUUCCUGUGGUUUUGGAUUCCAAGUUGAAGAUCAGUCCUUUAAUUUCUGGCCUUAGCGAGGCAUUUUUACAUGUUAUGUAGCUAGGCUAGGCUGUUGUUACUACAUUUCUUAGUUGUGCAAAUUUCUUAAGUUCUCGGAUGCAAUCAAAAGAUCAACACGCAAUAAAAUCCAAUUAUCUUCUCCAUAAUGUUUUGAUGACUAAUUGAUUAAUACAGGUCUUUUUUUUUUC
Molecule: messenger RNA, 1055 nt
Organism: Morus notabilis
Lineage: Eukaryota; Viridiplantae; Streptophyta; Magnoliopsida; Rosales; Moraceae
Product: homeobox-leucine zipper protein HAT5
Exons: 3
Coding region: 36-881 (281 amino acids)
Biological process (GO): positive regulation of DNA-templated transcription
Cellular component (GO): nucleus
Molecular function (GO): DNA-binding transcription factor activity, RNA polymerase II-specific; sequence-specific DNA binding
Source: RefSeq, a predicted model, not a curated record